Molecule: messenger RNA, 1179 nt
Organism: Filobasidium floriforme
Lineage: Eukaryota; Fungi; Basidiomycota; Tremellomycetes; Filobasidiales; Filobasidiaceae
Exons: 2
Coding region: 1-1179 (392 amino acids)
Source: RefSeq, a predicted model, not a curated record
AUGACAAACAACAACCAUCACCGUGACCCUAGGCCUGCUCCCUCGUCUACGGGCGCGAUAUGCAGCACACCCUGCGCUCGACCUAAUCAGAUCCACCCUGUCGACCUGCAGGAGAACAACGUGCUCUUUGUGAGGUGCGAGGCCUUGCGAAACCUCGCUCGCCGCGACGGCAGUCUCGAGCUGCCCCAAGCUUCGAUCGACGUCGUUGCCGGUGUCAUGUCUCUGCUACGGGAAUUUAGCGCCGUUGACGAUAUCUCGUGUCGAGGAGUUCGCUGGCCGAUGGCUGAAGGAGACAGUAGGCCGUGGCUCGUCAUCGAAGGAUCGGUGGGGAGUCUGCGCCGCCUCCAUGCCUUGAAUUGGUGGUUGGGAAACCGGCACAUCAACAAGUUGACCGUGAUUCAGGAGCAGGAGCACGGGUUGCAGGGCCAUAUCGUCGCGCUCUUGCUCGCGUCGCCGUCCGGCGACGCCCAUACCGUGUACGACCUCGUCGUCGACACCCGACCUCACGAGAUCGAGGUUCACAAAAACGGUGUCGUCAAGGCGAUAUCAUACCUGUAUCCAAGCGGAACCUCUCCGAAGGAAUUACAGCGCUUAGGCAAGGCUCUCUCCGAGAAACUCGCGGCAAAGGUCGAACUCGAUAUGAUGAAGGUGGAAAUCCGGGAUGCUAGGCCUUUUUUUCAGCCCAAUCUUGGGCCUCUCCAUAUGUACGACGAACCCGACAGGAGGACCCCCGCGGCGCCUAUCAAAUCCGGCAACCUCAUCAGGACCCGGGCAUAUUUCUCGAACCAUCCCGUCUCGAACCAUCCCGCUCAAUCGUCGACCUCGCCGUCUCCUUUGCUUGCCGCCAGCUCUACCGACUCUCCUUUGCUUGCCGCCAGCUCUACCGACCCCUCCCUCAGUCGAAAGCGCCGUCUUGACGAUGUUGAUGAAGCGGAGAGCGCCCCACUGCCCAAGCGGCUCAAAUUGACCGGGGACAUGCUUCGAGAUCGAGCCGCCAAGUGCGCCAAGGCUGCGGAGAUCUUCAGAGAGGCGGCUGAGAAGAAGGAAAAGGUGGAGUUGUUGCAAAAGCAGAUGGAGGAGCUCGAAGAGGAAGCUGAGCAGCUCGCCAAGGAAGCUGAUGAGCUUUACGAGGAGGGGGUGGAGCAGCUUGUUGAGGCCGCGAAGCGAUCUGCUUGUUGA